GCAAAGACGACGACGAGGCUCCUCCAGCCGAGGAAGAGGAGCAGGCGAGCAGGCGCCUUGGGCCCCCAGGCGAGGCCCGGGGCUGCGCCGGAGAGCAGGGCCAGGGAGCUUGGGCUCCUGCGAGACAGGGGCCGGCUGAAGGAGGAGGAGGAGGAGGCCCAGCCCAGGGCCAGGGCUGGAAGAACAACCUCCAACCUGUCAGUCCAUCGGUCUCCAGAGCCAGAUCUCUCCAGGACCAAAUGCCAUACUGGCUAAUUCCUAUCUGGUCAACAUAGAAAGAAUCAAGUUGUAACCUUUGAUCACACAAGAAAUGCUUCUUUCUAUUACCUGCAAUCUUCUCUGGAGAGAGCAGCCGAGGAGAAAUAAUUAAAUCAUGAACAAAAUCAAGUAUCCCAAAACAAGCCCUCCUUGCCUGGAUGAGGACCAGGUUACUUCUCUGCAUGUGGGCCCACACUGAUGACUCUGGAGACGUGCCUGCUCUUUAAUGUGAGUACCCAGAAAGCAGAGCCCUGCUGCUUGUGGCGAAGACUUCCAAACAUCAUCUGAGCAGUCUGGCAAUUCCUUCAUCCUUUUGCCCUCACCCUUCUAAAAACGUCAGUCUGUUAGAUCAUCCAUGUCAAUUUGCUAUGACAUACAUCAACGCUGAUGAGAGGCAGGAGCACUGUCGGGUAAUUUUGAGCUGCCAGAAUAAUCAGCUGUAUGCACAACAUGGCUUAAAGGAUUUCUCAGUUAACAGCAUGCACCCAGUAAAGAACUUCGACUCUUGUAUUUUUACUGGUGACUUCAGUCCUGUAAGAAAGAUAGACAGCAACUCAGGGGCACAUCUGUAUCGGAGUAUGGAAAACCUGCACUGGGCCACAGUGGCUGGCUCACAUGGCCAUCCCCGAUGUGGGAGUGUUGACAGUGAACUUGUUUUCCAUUACAGAGGCACAACACAUUGGUCCAAGUAUUCCAUGGAGGGCACCCCAUCCCCCUGCUCACCUGAAUGUUGCCGACAUUUCCCCCUUCUCUCAGAGCGAAUUCCAUCAGCAAUGCGAGAUGUAGCCCUUCCUCCUUGUGCUAAAGUGCCUCCAUGGCUUUUCUCCUCAAUAGACAGGGAUGCCAAGAAAACUCUGAAGGAAAAGCUUAGAACUCACAGUACUAAGGUGGCAGAGGUUUGCAAGCCUCUCAGACCACAAGCUUCUUUGAACAACCUAGUUGCAAGGGAAUGUUCUGAAUGUCAAGCAUGCCAGCAGUAUAAAAAUGGUUGUUCAAUGAACUGCUGUACCAUAUUUGUGCAGCAUGCAAACAUUGCUCAUGAACGAUGGAUGGCACUGGGGAGGCAACGUCGAUGUUUUUCUCACAGAUUAACUAGCCCAGAGGACAUCAAAGAGGAAGCUCAAAGAAGGUUGCAGAUCAGAAGACAGAACAGCUCACCUAAUUUGACUCUGCACUGUGCUAGUGAUGGCCAGGAGAUGGCCAAAUCCCAAACUACUGGAUCCUUUAAAUGUUAUAAGGGGGAAGGGGACACGAAAAGGUCUUUGGCACUAAGCAGAAAAGGAGACUGUAAAGAAAGACUCUACAUUCCAACUUUUGAAGAGUUCAAAAGGAUGAGAAUCAAAGGCACAUGUUUUCUCAAUGGAAGCAAUGAGAUAGCAAAAUAUAUGAAGGAAGAGGCUCCAAAGUUAGAAGAAGGAAACCAAAACCUUUGUUCAGGUGCUCAGGAGGAUCUUGCCAAAGAAAUGGUUUCAGCACUGGAUGACUAUGAUGAGGUAUUCCAUGAAAAUACCCAGAACACUUCUGAUCUUGUUAGCUAUCCAGACAGCUCAUCCACAUGGGACAGGAGUUUCUGCCUGAUGAACACACCGAUAGCUAAGGAAAAGAAUGAUGAAGUGUCAUCUUCAGAUACAAUCCCAGUCCCCAUUUGUUCUAGUCCAAUUCCAAGACAACUUCUCCAGUCUUCUGCUGUUCCUAGGGAAGAGGGAGAGAAAGCCUUUGUCGGAGGGGAGAAGCCAGGAUUGGAUGCAAGACAACUCAACAAUGUCCUUCAGCAUGGUGGGCAGUCCCUUGCACCCGAAACCCAGUCUUCUUGCUGCCCAAUGCUAUUAGAAGUGACAGAUAUAUCCAGCUAUGGAGCUAAGCUACAGAAAAUGAAGGAUGAAUUUAUAGGUUCUGCAUUGGACCUCAUUAAAAAGAGCUGCAGUGCUGAAACUGCAUCUGAUCCCUCCUCCAAAAGAUCAUGUGAACUUAAGAAGACUGAUUUUUCUUUUGUGGAGGAUUCUCAUCAACCCACAAGCUCCAAUCCAAACUGCCGCAGAUCCAGUUCUGACAUCUCCCAUGAAACUUCAGACUGCACCAAAGCUCAGCGGGAAUGUCGAUUACGGCCUCAUUUCAGUGAUCCAAUGCCAACAGAUGCUGUGAAGAGGAAACAACUGGAACUGAAGAUAGCGGCAGCAGCCCGGCAGCAUGCCCAGAAGCGCCGACAAGAGAGGGAUCCCAGCUCAGGACUUCCAAAAACAAACAGCAACUACAGCAGCAACUAUGAUGAGAACCGCCAUGUUCUGGGUGGCUCCUUCCGUUCCAAACACCGCUGGAGCAACGUCAGUAGUCUCAGCACUGACAGUGGCAUUGUGGGUAGUAAUGAUGAGAGAGACAAUGCUGAUGCCAAUAGUGGAGGUACACCAAGGAUGAGGUCAGCAGUGAUGGAGCGGGCAGACAGUGGCAUCAGCCAAGCAUUGAGCAGGAAGUGGAGGAGUCGAGCAUCUGAAACAUUAAUGUCUCUGCAGGCCUGGGAAGCCCACCAACCUUGCACCGACUGUGGUGGGAGAGAUUUCCCACUAGAAACAGAUGUUCAGAACCAGAACAAGAGACGGGCCACUCUCUGUGAGAAGUGCCUGAAAUGCCGGACAGAGCGGAAGGAAUCAGUGCUGGAGUUUGUCAAUACCGAAGCCAGUUAUGGGGAGGACCUCCGCAUCAUCAAGGAGGAGUUCUAUCUUCCCAUGCAAGCUGCUGGUCUCCUAACACAGGAACAGCUCAUGGUGGUUUUCAGCAACAUACAGGAGCUUAUUGACCUCAAUGAAAACUUUCUGGAGUAUCUUCAGGAAGAGAUUGACCAGGCCUUUGAGCAGGGCGAUGAUGACCUCAUGACUGUGUGCAUUGGCGAAAUAUUCCUUGAAUUUGUUAAUAUGCUGCCUGCCUUCCAGACAUACUGUCUUCAGCAGUCCUCUUCAGUGAACAUGCUCAAUGCGUUGGAAAAAGAGAAGGAGUUACUUAGGAUAUUCCUCAACGUUUCACAAAAUGACAAUACAGCCCUCCGACGAAUGAAUUUGCGGUCCUUCCUCAUGGCUCCAUUGCAGAGAGUCACAAAAUACCCACUUCUGCUGAGCCGCAUCAUCAAAGCCACCAUUGAGUACCACCCAGACCACAGUAGCCUGAGGGAGGCCAAGAGCCGCAUUGAGUCCCACCUGGAGCACAUCAACAUGAAAACCAAGCAGGAAGGGAACUCUUGGACUCUGCGUUCCUUCCGCCAGGACAGCAAGAAGAACAAGGAAGUCAUUAACAUUGAAAUGAGGGAAACUGCUAUCAAAACUGUGGGCUGGCUGAGGGAAGAAACCCGUUUUGUUAUGGAAGGGCCCCUGCAGCUUGCCCAGCCACCUGAUGGACAGUGGGUGAAAAAGGGCAGCAAGACUUUAAAAUUCCAGAACAUGCAAGUGCUCCUCAUGGUCAACAUCAGACGUGCAUCUGAGUCUAGCUUUGAACCUGGGGAGCCAGGGCUUGUGAAAGAUGCAGUAUUGGUAGUUAUUAGGGACAAAAACAAUGGAAAGUUCAGUCUGCUCAGGGAGCCCUUGAGACUGAGUAAUUGUGUGGUCUCUGUGGAUCCUGACUGUGAUGAUACAUUUGAACUUCUGGAGAUUAGGCGGGAGUCCUUUGUGUUCCGAGACAGUGACAAGGCACGGACUCACCACUGGUUCAGACAGAUACGGAGGUACUCUCGGGAGCUGGGCUCCUGGAAGAAGCGGCGUAAUGCCUUGCCCAACAUCAUGAUAACUGCAUCUCACAAUAGGUCAUGAAACAGUGCUGACUGUGUAAGGACUUGACUAAGCUCAGAAAUUCCUGCUAUCAGCGGAAAAGCACAAAGGAUGUUCAUCACCUGGCCAAAUAGGAUUAGAGCUACCUAUGGUGACUUCAUUUUCUACUAAGAGACAUUUUAUAACAAAUACUAUUUAAACAGUGUUUCUCAAAUCCAAGGAAAAUUGUGCCCCAUUAGAAAACUUGCUAGAUCUUCCACAUAAAUCAACCUAGAAACCUCAUUGGGUAUACCUUCCUGGCUCCUACCACCUUUAUGCCAUUUUGCUUCCUACUGUAUGUCUACUUU
Messenger RNA from Sceloporus undulatus (fence lizard), 4354 nucleotides. RefSeq lists its product as uncharacterized. The record is from RefSeq and is a predicted model, not a curated record. Bases 627 to 4049 code for a protein of 1140 amino acids. Gene Ontology annotation, molecular function: guanyl-nucleotide exchange factor activity. The transcript is spliced from 9 exons. Gene Ontology annotation, biological process: positive regulation of Rho protein signal transduction. Lineage: Eukaryota; Metazoa; Chordata; Lepidosauria; Squamata; Phrynosomatidae.